AUGACCGAGGAAAUUGACGACGAGCUCUAUACUUACUUGGGAUCAUCGGGUCUUCAAAUCUCGAGACUUGUUGUUGGAUGCAUGUCCAUCGGCACCAAGCAGUUUGGUGAAUGGGUGGUGAGUGACAAGAACCAAGCUUUUGCCAUAUUGAAAAGAGCUUACGACCGCGGCAUCCGUACGUACGACACCGCCAAUUUCUACUCAAAUGGGGCAUCGGAGCGUCUUUUGGGAGAGUUUUUGAAAGAAUAUUCGAUCCCAAGACAUAGCGUUGUGAUCUUUACGAAAGUGUUCUUUCCAACAGAGGAUAAUAACCCUGAUUUUUCUUCAAUAAAACCUGUUGGAAAGAAUCCGAGGUCCAGCGUGUUGGUCAACAGAUUGGGACUAUCCAGAAAACACAUCCUAGACUCCGUGGAGGAUUCUGUAAAGAGACUAGGGACCUUCAUUGAUCUCUAUCAAAUUCACCGAUUCGACCCAAACACGCCAAUUGAAGAGACCAUGAAGGCGCUACACGACGUUGUGGAGUCUGGGAAAGCGAGAUACAUUGGUGCCUCCUCGAUGAGAGCAUACCAAUUUGUGAUGAUGCAAAAUGUAGCCGAGAAAAACGGUUGGUCCAAGUUCAUUUCGAUGCAGGACUACUACAACUUGAACUACAGAGAGGACGAGAGAGAAAUGAUCCCUUAUUGCAAUUUGACCGGCGUCGGUCUUAUUCCUUACUCUCCUAAUGACAGAGGAUUCUUGACCCGCCCAUUCAGCGCUAUAAUCGACGAUGCUUCAAGAUCCAAAAGUCUUUCCCAUAACCUCACCGAUGCUGAAAAGGAGGUUAUUACCAGAGUAGAGAACGUGGCCAAAAAACACAACGUUUCCAUGUCAGCGAUCGCUCUAGCCUGGCUUCUGCAUAAAGGCGCAAACCCAAUUGUGGGGUUUUCGAAACCUGAAAGAGUUGACGAUGCACUCACUGCCAUUGCUUUGAAGUUGAGUGACUCUGAUAUUGAAUUUUUAGAGGAAGCCUAUGUGAGCAAGCCUCUCUCCUUCUUUUUCGAGCAGAAAAAGUAUCAUUGA
Pichia membranifaciens NRRL Y-2026 is the source of this 1059-nucleotide messenger RNA. RefSeq lists its product as hypothetical. NCBI's taxonomy places the organism in Eukaryota, Fungi, Ascomycota, Pichiomycetes, Pichiales, Pichiaceae. The coding region runs from base 1 to 1059 and encodes 352 amino acids. The transcript has a single exon. The record is from RefSeq and is a predicted model, not a curated record.